Molecule: messenger RNA, 1019 nt
Organism: Panonychus citri (citrus red mite)
Lineage: Eukaryota; Metazoa; Arthropoda; Arachnida; Trombidiformes; Tetranychidae
Gene: Ykt6
Product: synaptobrevin homolog YKT6-like
Exons: 4
Coding region: 88-690 (200 amino acids)
Biological process (GO): endoplasmic reticulum to Golgi vesicle-mediated transport
Cellular component (GO): Golgi apparatus
Molecular function (GO): SNAP receptor activity
Source: RefSeq, a predicted model, not a curated record
AAAUUUUGCUUUUAUAAGAAAUUUAGUCUAUUUUUUUGUAAGCAUAUUUUUCUUUUUGAUUGAAAUUAAUUCCAUUUCAGUUGAAUUAUGGUUAAAUUAUAUUUUAUUUCAGUGAUUUAUAAACACGAUAAGAACUCAACUAUUCUCAAAUCAUGUUCAGAUUUGAGUUCCUUUGGGUACUUUCAGAAGAAAAGUGUUGGAGAAUUCAUGAAAUUUACAUCAAAAAUGAUUGUCGAUAGGUCUGAAAGAGCUUCUCGAUCAUCAAUUAAGGAACAAGAAUAUUUAUGUCAUGUUUAUGUGAGAGCUGAUAAUUUGGCUGCGGUCAUCAUAUCUGACCAAGAAUAUCCAAAUAGAGUGGCCCAUACGUUAUUGAGUAAAAUCCUUGAUGAUUUUUCUGCUGCCAUUCCAAGUCAGCGAUGGACCAGUGCUAUGGAAGAUUCCAUCACUUUUAAUGCUCUUGAUAUUUAUCUUGUAAAAUACCAAAAUCCACAAGAAGCUGAUGCUAUGACAAAACUUCAGAGAGAUCUUGAUGAGACCAAAAUUAUUCUACACGAGACCAUUUCAUCACUUUUACAAAGAGGCGAGAAAUUGGAUGAUCUUGUGGCUAAAUCCGAUGAUUUGAGUGCCCAAUCAAAAGUAUUCUUCAAAACUGCCCGCAAAACUAAUCAAUGUUGUCAAUAUUAUCCAUAAAUGAGUGUUAAUUAACCUGUUGCUGAUCAUUUCUAUGGAAAAAGUUACCUUUGUGUCGAUUUAUUCAAACUCAUUUUUCUAUCUAAACUUAACCAUCGAAUUAUUUGUUCAGAGUUGGCUUUAGAAAACCUAUUUUAGCAUUGAUUUGUUUUAAACUUUUCCCUAUUUCUCUCAGUUGACCCCAUUUGAUAUCAUUCCUUUUCUGCUCAACAUGUGGUUGUUUACAUAUUAAUGUUUACCUAAAAAUCAAAUUACACUUUAAGAGCUCUAAUCAUAAUCAUGAGAAAUCAAAACCUCAUUUUAAUCAAUUUAAAUAUUUACAAUUUAUA